AUGGCUUCUCCUCCUUCUUCUCCUUCUUCUCCUCCUUCUUCUCCUCCUUCUCCUCCUCCUCCACCUACACCUUUGCCGAUGGAUCUCCAAUUCGAAAUUUUGUCUUAUCUUCCAUGCAGGUCUGUGGUGAGAUUUCUGGUUCUCUCCCAUGCACACUUUUCCUAUAUCAACUCGCGGGAUUUCAUCACUGAACACCACGAGAGGUCUCCCAAGUAUGUUCUUCUUCUCCCCUCGCUCGACGCCUCUCUCCACAAUGAUGACGCUAGUCUCAGUCUAUCAACCGAAUUGAGGUUUCCUUUCUUGGAAAGAGCUAAUAACGAAAUCCUCUGCAUUAUUGGCGAAUGUGACGGAAUUCUUUGCAUAGAAACCUAUAGAGGAAUCUUCUUUGUCAAUCCUGCAAUCUUGAGGUUUUUCUUGGUCGGUCCUACUCAACCACAAAACAAUCCACACGUUCACUGUUACGGUUUCAUUCGUAAGGGAUUCGAUUAUAUACUUCUCCAUAUUGAAGUUGAUAAGCAGCAUCACAGGCGUCGAGGAGGUCCCCAGAGUCCUCGUGCUUGGGUCUAUUCUUUUCAGCAACGUUCUUGGAGACAUGUAGAAACUCCUAUUUGUACCUUGUGUCUAAGUAUGUGUUAUCCUCGGAGUGCUGUUGCUUACGAAGGUUUUUUGCACUGGGGUGCGAAAAGAUGGGUUGAAAGUUCUUGGCAUUAUUUCAUCUUAACAUUUUGUCCCCAUAAUGAGAUCUGUGGGGAAUUAUUGCUUCCAGACCGUUUGGCGGUCCCUUCCACCAAUGAUAAUAAAGGUGUAUUUCUUGUUGGAAGUGGCAGCAACAAACCUUUGACGGCGUAUUCUCUGAACUACGCUGAGACUCAUCAUUUUACCUCUGUGUGGACGAUGGAUAGAUAUGGAGAUAGAGACCAUGUGGGAAUUGUCAGCAAUAACAACAAAUUGGUAGAUGGAAUUCUCAAUAGCUGUCAAGACAAAGUAAUUGCUCUGGUCAUAGUUACUAAAAUCCUUGCCCAAAACAUUUCCUCAAAUCUGCAGGUUCUAAAUGGAAAAACCAAAAAAACGAAAAUACUGAACCUGAGAAUUGGGAUCCAGUUUCUCACAUUAUUUGACUUUCUUUAA
Sphenostylis stenocarpa is the source of this 1128-nucleotide messenger RNA. Lineage: Eukaryota; Viridiplantae; Streptophyta; Magnoliopsida; Fabales; Fabaceae. The record is from the annotation of a GenBank genome assembly.